Messenger RNA from Sciurus carolinensis (gray squirrel), 2470 nucleotides. RefSeq names its product solute carrier family 35 member G1 (gene Slc35g1). NCBI's taxonomy places the organism in Eukaryota, Metazoa, Chordata, Mammalia, Rodentia, Sciuridae. Bases 75 to 1187 code for a protein of 370 amino acids. Gene Ontology annotation, cellular component: plasma membrane; endoplasmic reticulum membrane. The transcript is spliced from 3 exons. The record is from RefSeq and is a predicted model, not a curated record. Gene Ontology annotation, biological process: calcium ion export across plasma membrane; regulation of cytosolic calcium ion concentration.
AAGAGCAGGGCAGCCGAGCGGCUGCUGUUGGCGCCAGACGGCGCGCCGGCCACCGGGAGAACGUGGGCCACGAGAUGGGGCCCCAGGAGAGCGCCCGGGAGCGCGCCGGGGAGUCUCCCGAGCCCGGGGAGUCUGGGCUGCAGCUGACCCACCACACGCCCUCGGACGCCGGCGAGGAGCCUGCGGACGCCGAGGCAGCUGGGGCACCCGGGGGCGGCAGGUGCUGGCUCUGCGGUUCCUCUCCGUGCUGCUCGCGCGCGGAGCCCGAAGCCAAGAAGAAAGCACCCUGUCCUGGACUUGGCUUGUUUUACACAUUAUUGUCUGCCUUCCUUUUCUCAGUGGGCUCUUUAUUUGUUAAAAAAGUGCAAGACGUCCAUGCUGUAGAAAUUAGUGCAUUUCGAUGUGUGUUCCAAAUGCUAGUUAUUAUCCCUUGCUUAAUAUACAGAAAAACUGGGUUUAUAGGCCCCAAAGGUCAACGAAUUUUCCUCAUUCUCAGAGGAGUCCUUGGUUCUACCUCCAUGAUCCUUUUAUACUAUGCUUUCCAGACAACGUCCCUCGCAGAUGCCACAGUUAUCACGUUUAGCUGCCCAGUGUUUACAUCUCUAUUUGCUUGGAUAUUUCUCAAGGAAAAGUAUAGCCCUUGGGAUGCUUUCUUCACCUUGUUCACAAUCACUGGAGUGAUCCUUAUCGUGAGACCACCAUUUUUGUUUGGUUCCAACACUUCGGGGAUGGAAGAAAGCUAUUCAGUCCACCUUAAGGGAACAAUUGCGGCAGUCGGACAUGCCGUGUUUGCUGCGGUGACUCUAGUUAUCCUAAGAAAAAUGGGAAAAUCUGUGGACUACUUUCUGAGCAUUUGGUAUUAUGUCGUACUUGGCCUCAUUGAAAGCAUCGUCGUCCUCUUUAUAACAGGAGACUGGAGUCUGCCUUACUGUGGCUUGGACAGGCUAUUUCUCAUACUCAUCGGGCUCUUUGGUUUGGGGGGUCAGGUAUUUCUCACAAAAGCACUUCAAAUAGAAAAAGCAGGACCCGUAGCAAUAAUGAAGACAAUGGAUGUGGUCUUUGCUUUUAUCUUUCAGAUUAUUUUCUUUAAUGACAUGCCAAGCUUGUGGACAGUGGGUGGUGCUCUCUGUGUAGUGGCCAGUAGUACUGGAGCAGCCAUUCGUAAAUGGCUCCAGAGUUCCAAAUGAAGCAUCAUUGCUGAAAUUGACAUUUUUUUUUUUCAAAUACACCAUCAACCAUUUCAAAUACAACACACGCACACACACACACACACACACACACACACACACACAUAUACCUGGAAAAUUCGCAUUUAUUGAUUGAUUAUAUUUAAUAAAUUUCAUAAAUAAAGUACCAUUUUUGAAUAUGGUAUGUUUUUAAUUAGUUAAGAAUAGCUAGGUUGGUUAGUCUAGCUUAUUUUUUUUUUUUUUUUUUUUUUUUUUGCUGUUGUUAAGGUGGCCUUGGUGAGAGGAGAGCUCAUUAUUUGAAGAAAAACUGCAAAAAAAAAAAUUAUGACUGUAAUAAUAUAUAAUUUUUAAACAUUUUUGGUACAGGUGGGAUUUGGGUGGGGAAAUUUUAGAAAUUAUUUUAGCUGUAUAGGGCCUAAGAAAUUUAUUGAUAAUGCUGCUAUAAUUAGUGUUAUGUUAACAAUUCAUUUGCAACAUAAUUCCAUUUAGGAUGCCAAAGCUGAAGUUUGGUAUAGGUGCCUACUUAUUGGUAUUAAUAAUCAAAUGAAUUGGCCUUAUUUUCAAAGAUUUUAUAAAUGAUUACCAAUCAUACUUUUAACUCAUUUGUGCCUUUUCAUUUUAAUGGUGGAGUUUUUAUAUGUUACCUCUAGAAAGUUUGUAAAUGACCAAAUCUGGUCAGUAGUUUUCUGUUUCAGUUGCAUUAGCCACUGUAGAUAUCAUUUUAUAAUUCUUGUCCUCUUUUUUUUUUUUUUUGACACUACAUUUUUUUUUUUAAACAUUCCAAGAUUUCCAGUCUUUAAAUCACAAGAGCGAAAUCUUGGCAUGAUCAUUGUGCACACUUCUAUCCUGAAGUGUUUUCUCCUCACCGGGGAUGUGAUUUUUCUAUAAAUUCUCCUUGAAUUUGUAGUGUGAUGCCAAAUAAAAUUUUCUCAGGAUCUUAUUAGGUUGAAACAUGAUGUUGCCAAGAUUUUACCAUUUUAACUUACAACACUCAGUUUUUAUUAGGUUUAUCCUAAUAGGUAUCUCCCUUGCCUACUAAACCACUUAGAGGAUUUUGGACUAUAGAGUUUUUAAGUAACUUUAAAAAAUACAGUUCUGCUAUUAAACUUACUCUUAUAGUAUUUUUCCUUUAUGGGAUUAUAUGUAAUAAUGCUCAUGUUAUACAUUAAAUGUAAUGACCUGUGAACCCUGCAGUUCAUUGACUUUCAUAGUUUCUUACAUAGAAAAAAAAAAAUCACUGGCAAAUUCUAGUAUUUCAGCAUGAUGUGAACUAUCAAGCUGUA